Rotaria sordida is the source of this 2007-nucleotide messenger RNA. The record is from the annotation of a GenBank genome assembly. Lineage: Eukaryota; Metazoa; Rotifera; Eurotatoria; Philodinida; Philodinidae.
AUGUUAUUAACUGUACCGAGCAUUAAUUAUGAAAAUGAAUCUGCCGAAGAACAGAUACACAAUCAACAACUCCAAGAAAAUCGUCCACAAAUGAGAUUUCAAUCAUUUAUUAAUCAUUAUGGAACUGUUACACCACGUACACCAACAAUAAAACGUAUAAAAAAUCAAUUGAACAAAUUCUACAAUACAUUGAGUUGUACGUUUAUUAUCAACAUAUUAUUGGAUCGAAUAACAAUUAUUCGUUGUCUUAAAAAAUACAAUCUACGAAAAUAUCUUUUCGCAGAUAUAAUUGCUGGUAUUACAGUAGCCAUCAUGCAUAUACCACAAGGUAUGGCCUAUGGGAUUUUGACAACGUUACCACCUAUUUAUGGAUUAUAUGUUUCUUUCUUUCCUGUUCUUCUCUAUAUGAUUUUUGGUACUUGUCCACAUUUAUCUGUCGGUACAUUUGCUAUUCUAUCAUUGAUGACGGCAGAAGCUAUCAAUGAAAUACCACUUGAAUCUUUCAAUGGUAUAAACAAUCAAUCGUAUGAUGUAACAUUAAAUCUAUCCGAUGCAAUGAUCAUCAAUGAAAAAGUUGGUAUUGCUACGACAUUGGCUUUUCUUGUUGGACUUAUGCAGUUAAUUCUAUCGUUUCUUCGUCUUGGUUUUGUAACUGUAUACAUAACAGAACCAUUUAUUAGUGGUUUUACAACGGGUGCUGCUAUUCAUGUCUUUUCAAGUCAAAUUCCAUCAAUUUUCGGUGUACAAAGUCCUCGCAAUGUGCCAGUUAUUUUUAAAUUACCUCGAUUCUAUGUUAAAUUGCUUAGUUCAAUAAUCAAAAAUAUAAAUUGGAUAUCAACAGCAAUUGGUUUUACAUCUAUCAUUAUCUUAUUUAUAGCUAAGCAAUUAAAUGAUCGUUACAAAUCAAUAAUGCGUAUUAUUAUUCCAAGUGAACUUAUUUUAGUGAUUAUCGGUACUCUUAUCUCUCAUUUUACUCAACUUCACAAUCGUCAUGGUGUACCAGUAGUAGGUCCUAUUAAACGAGGUUUACCAUCACCAAGUUCACCUUCAUUCAAUCACAUUUCACACUUAAUCAUACAUGCUGCUACAAUUACUAUGGAAUUAUUAGCUUAUGGCAUAUCUAAUAUGGUUUCAUCUUUCUUUCAAUGUUAUCCAAAUACGGGUUCAUUAAGUCGUUCGGCAGUACAAGAAGGAAGUGGUGGUAAAACUUUACUUGUUGGUGGUUUUUCUUGUCUUAUUUUGGGUAUAGUAAUAAUUGCAUUGACACCAUUGUUUCAAACACUUCCAAUGGCUUGUCUGGCUGCUAUUAUUAUUGUUAAUUUGAAAGGACUUUUGUUCCAAAUUAAAGAUUUCUAUUUUUACUAUCGUAUAAGUACAAUGGAAUAUAUUUUAUGGAUUGUAACAUUUGCAACUACAAUUUUGUUCGAUGUCGAUAUUGGUCUCUAUGUAGGUCUAUGCACUACAUUUCUUAUAAAUACAAUACGUACUCAAAAACCUCGUUUUUCUGUUCUCGGUCAAGUUGGUGAUACAGAAAUUUACAAAACUAUCAAAGUAUUUCCAUUAGCUCAACAGUAUACAAAUAUUAAAAUUCUUCGUUUUGAUGAAUCACUUUAUGCAUGUAAUGCUCCAUUUUUUAAACGAAAAUUUUAUGAACUAAUCGAUAUUCAAUUACGACAAGAACCACUUAUUGGAUAUAAAAAACAAGAGUUGAAUAAAAAUCAAGAUAUUAAAUACAAAUAUGUUAUUCUCGAUUGUUCGCCAUUAAAUUUUAUAGAUACAGUUGGAGUUAAAUUACUUAUUGAAAUUUAUAACGAUUUAAAAAAACGAGGUAUUCUAUUAUAUUUAAGUGAAUGUCGAUCUGAUGUUCGUCGUACUCUUGAACUAAUGAAUUUUUAUGAGAAGACAGCACCUGGUACAAUCUAUGUGACAACACAUCAUGCAGUUACGGCUAUGAAAGCUAAAUUAGACAAUGAUUUACAAAUAUUGAAUACAAUUACUCAAAUUUAA